Messenger RNA from Mercurialis annua (annual mercury), 2698 nucleotides. RefSeq names its product pentatricopeptide repeat-containing protein At3g53170. The coding region runs from base 135 to 1604 and encodes 489 amino acids. The transcript is spliced from 5 exons. The record is from RefSeq and is a predicted model, not a curated record. Gene Ontology annotation, molecular function: protein binding; mRNA binding. NCBI's taxonomy places the organism in Eukaryota, Viridiplantae, Streptophyta, Magnoliopsida, Malpighiales, Euphorbiaceae.
UAUAAAUGAAUUCCAGUGAGUAAAAAGAAUUGUUUCAAAGGCGGCCUUAAUCAGCACGACCGUUUAGCUAUUAUCCUCGUCCAACAGCCAGUAACUCCCGCCACUUUAGGAAAAAUCGUUUCCAACACCUAACCAUGGCAAUACACUCACAGCCACAGCCCAUUUCUUACACAAGCUUUGGCUGGUCACACUCCAUCUCCACACCACCCACCAACCAUUUGAUAAAAUUCCUCACAGAACUCAACUUUCAUGUACACCCGGUAAUUCUAGCCGUUAAAUCAUCCAAAUUGGGUUCCAAAGUUGCCCCAGUUGGGCUUCAGAGACAUCCCAAGAAGGAUUUGUCUCGGUUUCUGAGGACUGAUGCUGCUAUACAAGCUAUUGAGCAGAAAGCUAACUCGGACAAGUAUAAUAGGCUUUGGCCUAAGGCUGUGUUGGAGGCUCUUGACGAUGCUAUGAGGGAGAAUCGCUGGGAAUCGGCUCUUAAGAUUUUUGAGCUUCUCCGUAAGCAACAUUGGUAUGAGCCAAGAAGCCGAACAUACACGAAGUUGUUGAUGAUGCUUGGCAAGUGCAGGCAACCUGAGGAAGCCGGUUUUCUUUUUGAGACCAUGCAGACUGAAGGCCUCCAACCUACUAUUGAUGUUUACACUGCUCUUGUUAGUGCUUAUGGAGAAAGUGGCCAACUUGACAAGGCAUUUUUAUUGGUUAAUGAAAUGAAAUCGGUUUCUGAUUGUAAACCAGACGUAUAUACGUAUUCUAUUUUAAUAAAUAUUUGCACUAAACUCCGUCAUUUUGAUCUGAUUGGUAGAAUUCUUGAUGAGAUGUCAUAUUUGGGAGUUGAAUGCAGCACUGUCACAUUCAACACUAUUAUCAAGGGAUAUGGUAAGGCUAAAAUGUUUAGAGAAAUGGAGAACACGCUGACAGAAAUGAUUGAAAGUGGCAACUCACUCCCAGAUCUUUUCACUUUUAAUUCUGUAAUUGGGGCUUACGGGAACAGUGGCCGACUUGAGAAGAUGGAGAAAUGGUAUGAUGAAUUUCAGCUUAUGGGAAUAGACCCCGACAUUAAGACAUUUAAUAUCCUGAUAAAAUCAUAUGGAAAAGAAGGAAUGUAUGAGAAGAUAAAUUCUGUCAUGAAAUUUAUGAACAAAAGAUUCUACUCUCCGACCAUCGUUACUUACAAUAUUAUCAUUGAGACAUUUGGAAAAGCUGGUAAUAUCGAGAAGAUGGAUGAGUACUUUAAAAUAAUGAAGCAUCAGGGAAUGAAGCCUAAUGCUAUUACCUAUUGUUCUCUUGUUAGUGCUUACAGCAAAGCUGGACUUAUAAUGAAGGUUGACUCAAUUUUAAGGCAUGUAGAGAAUUCUGAUGUAGUACUCGAUACCACUUUCUUUAACUGCAUUAUCCAUGCCUAUGGUCAGGCUGGUGAUAUAGAAAAAAUGACUGAACUAUUCGUGAAAAUGAGUGAAAGAGAAUGCAAACCUGACAAUAUCACCUUUGCGACCAUGAUUCAAGCCUACAUAGCGCAAGGAAUGACCGAAGCUGCUCAAGAGUUGGAAAAUAAGAUUCUUGGAGCAAAUACGACUUCAGGAACAAAGAUGAUUGAAGCCUAGAACUGUUGGUGGUUAUUAUUCAAUGAUGGGGACUAAACCUUGAUAAUAGGUAAUUCAAGAUGAGGUGCAAUUUGGGAAUAGCUUUCCUAUCUCCUUUUUUGUGUCGACUUCCGUUGCAGGGAGACUAUUUCUUUUUUAAUCAACCGAUAUGGAUACUAUGACGACCAUCUUUCAAAUUCUUAAAAGGAUUCGAUAUGCAGUUCUAUAUUUCCAUAUACAUUGGUUUCAGAUCUCUGGAGAUUGCACUACAAGGAAACUGGAAGGAUAUAAAAGAUGGACAUAGAAUGGGAUUAAAUUGCACAUAGUUUCACUUAUGUUAAAUCAAAGGAGUAUGGUGGAUGGUGAUGGGGUCGAAAGCGUUUUUUUUUUUUUUAAUUAAUUCUUUUAAUAAAAUUAAAAAAUUGGAGUAUAGUGGAUGGUGAUGGGGUCGUGUUUUUUUUUAUUUAAGGCUAAUCCCCUGAAAAACACCCCACAUUUCAACCCCCUUUCAUUUACACCCUCACCUUUUAAAAUCUCCAAUUUUAUCUAAAUUUCCACCUUUCAUUUUCAAUUGCACCCUAAAAGUAUUAAAUUAGCCCUUUUUCACUAUAAAAAAAUUCAAAUCGAUAAUUUAUAUUUUAAUUCAUAUUCUAAAUAGUCCUUAAUGUUUAAAUUUCAACAAUAAAACCAUAUUUCCUAAAAUUUGAAAAGUUAAUUUUUUUUAUAUAAAAUAUAAAUCAAUUAAAAAUAUCAUUAAAUAUAUUUUUGUUGUUGAAAUUUAAACAUUAAGGACUAUUUAGAACAUGAAUUAAAAUAUAAAGUAUCAAUUUCAACUUUUUUUAGUGACAAAAGCCCAAUUUAAUACUUGUAGGGUGCAAUUGAAAAUGAAAGGUGAUAAUUUGGGUAAAAUUGGAGAUUUUGAAAGGUGAGGGUGCAAACGAAGGGAGGUUGAAAGGUGGGGGGUUUUUCAGGGGUUAAUCCUUUAUUUAAUUAGUUUUAUAAUAAAAUUUAAAAAUUAUUUGAUUAUUUAUUUAAGACUUAUUUGAAUGUUUUUAAAGAUUAAGGACUUAUUUGUAUUUUUUCAAAUGGAAGAGAAUAUGAUAUUUAUCCUUCUA